UCCACUGCCUCUUAAAAGUGAGCUCAUCUGGCACUGGGUUGCAUUGAAGUCCUCCACCGUGCCUGAAAGAAGAAUGCUUUUAGGUAGUGGGAACGUGGAGAAGAUGUGGUCUGUCCAGCUGUUCCUUGGGGUACUAGCCAUCUUGACCAUGACUGUGUAUAUCCCGUCUACACGGGGAGAGCCUUUUUUACUACAAGGUAACCGAGUGCUUCCGGAGAGAGAAGACACAAAUCACGAGGAAACACUGCUGACUCUGCUUCUUAAUAAGAAACUCGCAUGGCGGAGACCAGAAAAUAUUGACUGGGAACUGGCAAAGAAAUUUGAAGAGCUUGAAAAGCUGGAGAAGUUGAAGGAUCAGCUCUCUACUGAGGAAGGGUCAGAAGUGGCCUAUGCCUUGGAAAGUCUUUCAGCAUCCCAACCCAAAAAACGCGCCUGUUUUUGGAAAUACUGCAUCUGAAGGCUUGCCAGGACUGGAGGAUGAACAUGAGCCCUUCCCCAAUUGCCUUGCUGGGUAUUAAUGUGUUGAGUUUGUUCUGUUCUGUCAUUGUGCUGCUAAGUUGAAUGCCAUCCUCCAUGACUAUACCACAGCCAACUCUAACAGAGAAUGCGACAAGAGCUGGUAACCCACUACCACUCUCAACUGUUCCUUCUUUGCAGGUUUAUCCCACUGUGAUCUUCUACUUAGAAGAUGCUCACCAACUUCCCUUACUGUCCUGUGUGUGCCAGUCUGCUGCCACUGUACACUCUUCCCCAUCUCACCAGGUCCCCUGAGGCACCAAGCACUAACUCAGUUCCUCUGAGUUUGGGCCUCUGCCCACAUCUGCAGACAUUGCUCACAGUGAUGUUUCCAUUUCCUAUCACCUCCUACGAGUAGGUCUGUGAUGACCUAACACAUGCUGUUGGGACAGGAAGGCAGAUUGGGUGUAAUGUGAAGGACUCAGAGCUGCCAGCCUCAGCUUGCUGAGCCAGAGCUGUUCCUUGUUGUGUCCUGUCAGCGUGCACAGUAGGUCUGGGGGAGGACAGACAUAGAAGUCUGGAUCCCUUGGAUAUCAUUCCAAUAAAGAUUUU
This is a messenger RNA of Melopsittacus undulatus (budgerigar), 1068 nucleotides long. RefSeq names its product urotensin 2B (gene UTS2B). Gene Ontology annotation, cellular component: extracellular region. NCBI's taxonomy places the organism in Eukaryota, Metazoa, Chordata, Aves, Psittaciformes, Psittaculidae. Gene Ontology annotation, biological process: regulation of blood pressure; blood vessel diameter maintenance. Gene Ontology annotation, molecular function: hormone activity; G protein-coupled receptor binding. The record is from RefSeq and is a predicted model, not a curated record. Bases 74 to 457 code for a protein of 127 amino acids. The transcript is spliced from 5 exons.